This is a messenger RNA of Prunus armeniaca (apricot), 180 nucleotides long. The record is from the annotation of a GenBank genome assembly. NCBI's taxonomy places the organism in Eukaryota, Viridiplantae, Streptophyta, Magnoliopsida, Rosales, Rosaceae.
AUGGAAAAUGACCGAGUUCGCUCUCAGGAACCAGACUGCGGAAAGCUUCGGUCAGGACCAUUUACCGAGCGUAUCAAGCGCUCACGGCAGGUUAGAGACAUACAACCUCUACGUAUACCGUUCUACAUAGGGGUGGAAGACCCCUUAACACAUCUUCACUCAUUCCGAGGGGCUCAGUGA